Molecule: messenger RNA, 1785 nt
Organism: Caenorhabditis elegans
Lineage: Eukaryota; Metazoa; Nematoda; Chromadorea; Rhabditida; Rhabditidae
Gene: ham-2
Product: Zinc finger protein ham-2
Exons: 6
Coding region: 10-1188 (392 amino acids)
Cellular component (GO): nucleus
Source: RefSeq, marked reviewed
UUUUAGACAAUGCCCUAUCGUGCAGAGCUAAAACGUCCCGAUUUGAAAGGCUCAUUUCCCUGCUCGAUUUGCCAAAAAGUAUUCUGCCACAGUUCGUCUCUGAGUCGUCACCGGAUGCAGGCUCACUUUAAAAGCUACACCUGUACCACUUGCAACAACGAAAUUCCAAGCAACGAUACACUACGCAGUCACAUGUAUCGAGUACACAACAUUACCCGAAUGUUUAUGUGUCGGUGUUGCAAUUGGGCUUUUCCCGACAAAACAAGUCUUCACAUCCAUAUGCAGAGUAUGCUGAAAAAUGGGACACCGGGGGAAGCGGCUGUUUUAGCUAAGAGUUCAGAUGUUGUAGAUAGCACAUCCGAGUCGGGCUCCCCGCGUCAGUCUCCACCCUUCUCGCCUGAUUUGUUGAUGCAAAAGCGUAUGUUACAAGUUGCUGCAAACAAUAACAACAUUGGAUCCAUUUUCCCGACACUGCUCAAAAGCCCCGACUCCAAAUCGAUGUUCCCCCUGGAUCUUUCUAACAUGGGUCCUUCACAGUUCCUCUCAGCGUGGCUUGCCAACAAUCCCAUCAACACGGCGGCCCUUAAUCUGGCAGCGCAACAAACACCGUCCAAAGAUUCCAUCCAGUCUUCUAAUAUUAGCGAUUAUGACGACUUAGAAGUGCAGACAACUGAAGAAGACAUCAAAUUUGAAGUGGAAAGCAGUGAUGUCAGCCCUCGGUCAGUCAUUGUCAAGACUGAACCAACUUUCAAAAGAGAACUGGAACACGAUGCUGAUAUUGAUGUGGAAGGCGAUGAUGGCGAACCACCAUUGAAAAUGACGAUUGAUGACAAAAACAUCCACAUUUCCCAUGAUCAGCCUUCUCCAACGGUUUCGGAUUCUCACAUCAGUGGUGGAUCGUCUAGUCAUUCGGGCGAAAGUUUGAAAUGCUUUGAUUGUCAGGUAGCCAGAGGGAAGCUUGUUGCAGUUGAGGACAAAUGUCGUGCCUAUGAAAAGACCAUUAGAGAGUUGCAAGUUCAAGUGGAUUUCCUCCGCAAAAUUCAACCGAAUCCGAUGCCACCCGUGAUGCUGCCUCCUCCGAUGAUGCCUAUGCCAUCUCCAGGGCCGAACAAUCUAUUUCAAAAUCCUGCGAUGAGAAUGUUGUUGAACAAUUUGAUUCACAUGAACCGUCCCUCAGUGGUUCCCUAGAUCCAAACGAUUUCAAUUUCUUUAUUUCCGAUUUUGAUGGUGUCAUCAAAUCUAGUUGAACCACGUAGUCAUUUUCAUUCCUUGUUUCUAAUCAGCAUUUUGAGCCAUUGAAAUACAACAAUCCUUUGAGCAAUUUCCGAAAUACUCUGAAUCAAAGAACCAACAGCUUUUAAAGCGGUUUUGGUUGGCUUUUAAACUAAUUGUCGUUUAUAUCUUUGUACAUAAUGCCUAUUCUCGUAGCUACUUCUUAUCUUUGCAUCCAAAUAUUUCAAACUUCCAAAAAAAAUCAGAGUGCUCUCAUUCCUGACAAUUGUAUUUACCGCAAUCUUAGAAACUGGUGGACAUUUUCCAAACAAUCCGAAUCUACUUUACUUUUUUGUUGCAAUAGCUUCAAUAAAACGUAGCCUUAAAUGCACUCAGCGAUUUACCUAGAACGUCCUUUACAUUACUUCAUUGUUCUAAAUGUUUCCUUUUUUAUUUCUUCUGGUCCUUUUCUUGACUUUUAUAGCAUUACCCUUUUUUCCCGCCUUGACUUUUUCCUUCCCUCAAUGAUUUCAUUUCAUUAUAUUUGUGAUAAAUAAUUUUCAAAGUUCAAAA